Molecule: messenger RNA, 764 nt
Organism: Zeugodacus cucurbitae (melon fly)
Lineage: Eukaryota; Metazoa; Arthropoda; Insecta; Diptera; Tephritidae
Exons: 2
Coding region: 184-609 (141 amino acids)
Source: RefSeq, a predicted model, not a curated record
ACGCUUCGUCUCACAAUGAGCUCCACUUGCUUGGCAGAAGGAAAACUUGAACAUAUAAAAGCUAAACUCGGAGAUUAAUCAUUAUUUAGACCUUUCUAACUAUUUAAAAAAAACUGUUAUAGUCGUUGUAUUGCUUCGAUAAUUAAGAAGGUCCUACCACAGUCAAUCUAUCGUCCAGAAGAGAUGGCGUCAAAACCCCAAUUCACAUAUUUAUUAAGUUGUGCUUUCAUCAUUGCACUCAGGAUUUCAAAUACCUAUGCAACUUUGAAUUGUUCUAAUAUGGAGGGAUCUUCUUUAACCUCAAGAAGAUCGUCUGAGAAUCCAAAAAUUGAUAUCGAAACAAUAAAAGCGUUAAUCAAAGUAUUGCUGACCGAACUAUCACUUGAUGACAAGGAAAGUCCAAAUAUUGAAAUUAAAUCACACGAUACAUUAUCGGAAAUAGAUCGGCAAGAAAUUAAUGAAUUAAUUAAGAAUAUUUUGGAAGAACUAAUAGACAAUGUUAAGAAUAUUACCAAAAAUGGAACUGAACCAGAGAGUCUAGUAGAAAUUACGCAAAAUACUUUAGUGCAUAAUUGUCAAGAACGUUUGGAUAGAGCGCCUGUCGCCUGAGCGAGAUGAUCGGUUCAAUUUUGACUAACAUGGGGUGAAGAAUACACAGAAGUCAGCAGGAGACAAGAAAGUACAAGACGAAAUUCCCGUUAAGUUCGGAACAGCCACAUGAAAAAUUAAAUAAAUAAUAAAAACAACAAAUAAAUGAUAAAGCU